This is a messenger RNA of Eutrema salsugineum, 1370 nucleotides long. Its product is annotated as probable RNA methyltransferase At5g51130. The transcript has 8 exons. The record is from RefSeq and is a predicted model, not a curated record. Gene Ontology annotation, biological process: snRNA modification. Gene Ontology annotation, molecular function: O-methyltransferase activity; RNA methyltransferase activity; snRNA binding. Bases 198 to 1121 code for a protein of 307 amino acids. NCBI's taxonomy places the organism in Eukaryota, Viridiplantae, Streptophyta, Magnoliopsida, Brassicales, Brassicaceae.
CCUUUAACGACGUUUCUUCUUCUUCCUCGCUUGCUGCGCCGCUUAAUCGACCUCUCCAGUAAACUUCCGUAGCAAAGCGUCUUCGAAUAUUCUCUUAGGCGAUUUGAUCGCGGUAACAUAGAAACCCUAGCUCCGCGAGAUUUGUCCAGCCGCACAAUUUCCCAGUGUUCAUCAACAGGCGGCGUGUGAGCGAAAGAAUGGCUCGGGACAACGAUCAGAAGAAGAAGAAGCAGAAGAGGAAAAGAAGCAGUGAGAAUAGUGUUGAGAAAGUAGUAACUAAUGAAGAGAAGCAGAAGCAGAAUCAGAAGCAGCAACAACAAGGGCAACAAGGGAAUCCAAGCAAGAAGAAGAAAAGCCAAGAGGUUUUUCCAUUCGGAAACUACAGAAACUACUAUGGAUACAGAAUUGGCCAUGACAUGGAUGAGGAUCCUCGGCUUAAAGUGUUGAAGAAAGAAUGGUUUCAGGGCAAAGACUGUCUUGACAUUGGCUGCAAUAGCGGGAUUAUGACUAUCCAUAUUGCUAAGAAGUUUGGUUGCCGGAGCAUUCUUGGAGUUGAUAUUGAUUUAAGUCGAAUUGAGGAUGCUCACUGGCAUCUUAGGAAGUUUGUCAGAAUGCAGAACUCUGCUAUGCCAAAUGAAAAGAAAUCUAGCUCAGAGGGUUUGAAGGAGCAAUCUGUAUCUCUCUCCGAUGGUGAGACAAAGACAGACAGCCAAGAAACUAGAAACCUGUCUCAGAUUGUCUCGUUUCAGAAAGAGAACUUUGUUCAAACUCGAAAUCUUGACGACAAUCGUUAUGAUACUAUUCUAUGUUUGAGUGUGACAAAAUGGGUUCAUUUGAAUUGGGGUGACGACGGUUUGAUAACCUUAUUUUCAAAGAUUUGGCGCCUUCUUAACCCGGGUGGUAUUUUUGUAAUGGAACCUCAGCCUUGGAAAUCUUAUGAAAACAAUCGUCGUGUCUCAGUGACAACUGCAAUGAAUUACCGAAAUAUUGUUUUACGUCCAGAUCGUUUCCAAGAAAUUCUUCUUGAUAAGAUUGGGUUUAGGACAGUGGAAGACCUUACAUCAAGCUUGUCCGGCGCAAGCAAAGGGUUUGAUAGACAGAUCCUUGCAUUCCAGAAAUGAACUUAACAACUACAGGCCUCACUGAAGAAGAAGAAGUUUAGUUUUUGAAAAGCCUUGUGAAAAUCAAAUUAAUUUGCGGUUAGGUAAGAGUAUCGGCAAAGGUUUUGAACACUAAGAUGUGAAGCACAACUACAAAUCGCUUCAUACUUAAUAUGUAACGUAGUUUUGCUAUUAGGCUCUCUAAUCCAAUUCCAAAGUGGUUCUCUUUUUGUACACGGUUUCAGCUGAUAAUGGCACAGAACCUAUUGC